Molecule: messenger RNA, 1546 nt
Organism: Leptopilina heterotoma
Lineage: Eukaryota; Metazoa; Arthropoda; Insecta; Hymenoptera; Figitidae
Product: probable serine hydrolase
Exons: 2
Coding region: 315-1298 (327 amino acids)
Source: RefSeq, a predicted model, not a curated record
CAGACAGUUGCAGACGACUUCAAUUGAUUGUCAAAUAUUCUAAUUUAUUCCGAAAUUUGUCAUCUAUUUUGCAUUAAUAAAUUAGAGCAUAGAGUGUAACUUUAAUUUGUAAUUUAAAUAGAAAAUAAACAAGCAAUGAUGCAUAAUGUCAGAGAAAGAAAUGUAGGUUAUUGCAUCAUCGACGAUAAUAUUUUUUUGAGUUCAUCAUGUGGUCAUCUGUUACAUGUGACAUAACCUGCAAAACUUGCUUAAUAAAGUGAUAAAUAUAGGAUAAAUAGAAUAAAUAGUAUUAUUUAUAAACGAAAACUAACAAGAUGAUUUGUUCGAGAAUUCUUAGUAAGAGAAUUAAAAAUGCGAGUGUCGUUUUUAAUAGAAAUUUACAACAAAAUAAGACAGAAUUUAUAAAACCAGAAGUUACGGAAGUUCAGAUCAAAGUUCCCUGGGGAACUAUUGCAGGUAAAUUUUGGAAUUAUGGAUGUAAACAACCGAUACUUGCCCUGCAUGGAUGGCAGGAUAAUGCUGGUUCCUUCGAUAUGUUAGCUCCACUUCUUAAAAAUAGAUCAAUUCUAGCGAUAGAUGCACCAGGUCACGGUAUAUCGACCUGGCUACCGAAAGGAAUUCCCUAUCACGAUUCAGUAAUAAUUCACGUGAUUCGAAGAAUAAAACGAUAUUUCGGCUGGGAAAAGGUGAAAUUAAUGGGACAUUCCGGUGGUGCUAUCGCUAGCUUUCGAUACGCUUCAUUCUAUCCCGAAGAGACGGAAUUUGUCGUUGCCAUUGAUGCGCUUCAAUUUACGCCUCUGACUCCUACGAGAUUUCCACAAAGCAAUAAGGACGUUGCCAGUGACAUCGAUAAAUUUCUCAUCUACGAGGAGAAAAAUUCACCAGCUCCAUGUCAUACGGAACAAAUGGCAAUUGAAAGAUGGAUGAAGGCAACGCACGGUUCUUUGAAUGAAGUCGCAGCCAGAACUUUAAUGAUUCGAGGAGCAACUCGAAAGGAGGACGGUACUUAUUAUUUUAAUCGUGAUCCAAAUAUUAGACUGAAUGCUUCGAAUAUUGGUUACACUCUGGAUCACUUGAAGGAGGUGGCAAAAGUCAUCAAUUGUCCUUAUAUUCUCCUAAGAGGGACCGAGUCCAAAUUGAAAGCAAUUUUCUCGCAGGACAUUAUGGACGUAAUGCAAAAUUCUUGUAAGGAAUUUUCCGUUCACAUGGUGCCGGGAACGCACCAUUUACACAUGGUAAAUCCUCAAGGAACCGCCGAUGUUAUAAAUCCCUUUCUAGACAGAAAUAAUAAAAUUUAAUUAUUUUUAUUUCAAUUAUAGAAAAAAAAUUCUAAAUUAAUAAAUUAAAUUAAAUAUUAUAAACACUUAUAUUUAUUUUCAUAUCGAGUUAUUUUUUGUAAAUUAUUAGAAAAGAAAAAAUCCUAGAUGGAUUUGAAAAAUCGGUUUUGAAAUUUUAACAAUUUGACCGAUUCGAUAAGUAUUAACUACUGACCUAUUAAUCAGUAUGUAAUUUAUAAAUAUAAUGUGUAAUAAAUUUUAAUAUUUAA